Messenger RNA from Musa acuminata AAA Group (dessert banana), 1085 nucleotides. RefSeq names its product ADP-ribosylation factor. Gene Ontology annotation, cellular component: cytoplasm. Gene Ontology annotation, molecular function: GTP binding; GTPase activity. Lineage: Eukaryota; Viridiplantae; Streptophyta; Magnoliopsida; Zingiberales; Musaceae. The record is from RefSeq and is a predicted model, not a curated record. The coding region runs from base 192 to 776 and encodes 194 amino acids. Gene Ontology annotation, biological process: vesicle-mediated transport; intracellular protein transport. The transcript is spliced from 7 exons.
AAGCAUUGGCAUCAGAGCGAGCGAACCAGCGAGGGGGGAGCGUGAGAGUUUUCACUUUACUUCUUGUCCCCCAAAAAGAGGAGCGGCUUUGGGCCUCCCUCCUCUUUGUCGAAACUUGCAGCAAAUUUCGCACGAUUUAGAUGCCAGGCUAAAGAGUUUUGGUCGCGGACGAAUAGAGAGGCAGAUCCGCGAUGGGGCAGGCGUUUCGGAAGCUCUUCGAUUCAAUCUUCGGCAACAAAGAGAUGAGGGUUGUGAUGCUUGGUCUGGACGCUGCGGGUAAAACUACAAUUUUGUACAAGUUGCACAUUGGAGAGGUUUUGUCAACAGUCCCAACAAUUGGUUUUAAUGUAGAAAAAGUUCAAUAUAAAAAUGUGAUGUUCACAGUGUGGGAUGUUGGUGGGCAAGAGAAAUUGAGGCCUUUAUGGAGGCAUUACUUUAACAACACAGAUGGUCUGAUCUAUGUAGUUGAUUCAUUGGAUAGAGAGAGAAUUGGGAAGGCUAAAGCAGAGUUUCAGGCCAUCAUCAAUGACCCCUUUAUGCUCAACAGUGUUAUUUUGGUAUUUGCAAACAAACAAGACAUGAGAGGUGCAAUGACCCCCAUGGACGUGUGCGAGGGGCUUGGUCUCUAUGACCUGAGGAACCGGGUGUGGCACAUUCAAGGAACUUGUGCUCUUCGAGGUGAUGGCCUCUAUGAGGGUUUGGACUGGCUCGCCAGUACUCUGAAAGAACUGCAACCUUCAGGUCGUGCAACCUCAGUCGGCACCUCGUCAAGUUGACCAUAGAAGGUUUCUGCCUCCCUGCCAAAAAUGCUCUGAUGCAAGCUGAAUCUAGUCAAAUCUUCAUGCUAAUUGGAGUUAUUUCUCCCUAAUUGUCUUAACAUCUGUCAACUUCCUGUAAUUUCUGAUGCAAGCUAAGGACAUUUGCUCCUGGGGAACUAUUGUUUGAAUCUUUAAUGUAUAUCUGUGACUUGUUCCAAACACUGUUCCCUUCAUCAUUCGACGAUAACAAGAUUCUGUAGCCCAAUUUCUGGAUUUGCUUGCUAUCGUGUUGCUUAAUGGAAAUAGAAGUUGCUUGGUGGAUUGAUC